AUGUUCACAGUUUGUAUUAUUGAAGCACUUGCCACAGAUCAAUCGAAACUGGAAGAUUUACAAUUAAGUCAAGGUUUACAAGCAUUGUCGUUGUUUACUGGAUUGUUGUGCAGAAAGUAUCAAUUCGAUUUGGCUGGUUUGUUACAAUAUGUACUGAAUCAAUUAAAAGUUGGUAAAAGUUAUGAUUUGGCAAUAUUACGUGAAAUUCUCCAUCGUAUGUCUGGUAUCGAUAUAUCGGAAGAAAUGACGGAAGAACAAUUAGAAUCCAUGUCAGGUGGUGAAUUACUAUUGCAAGAAGGUGGUUAUUAUGCACAGAUACGUAACACACGUCGUAAUGCUGGACGUCUUAAAGAUGCCUUGGUUGAACAUAAUUUGAUCAUGCCAUUUAUUUUUUUAAUGGCUCAACAGCGUGAUGCUAUCAUAUUUCUAGAUGAUCCAGAACGUCACUGUAAAUUAGCUGGGCGUUUAUAUGAUCAGUGUCAAGGUACUCUUGUGCAAUUCAUAACAUUUCUUAGUCUUCAAUUAACUCGUGAUGAAAUGCAAACUCAGUGUUUAAAUAUUGACAGAAUGAUGGGUGAAUUUCAUGUUCCAGCUGAUACUGCCUUUUGUUUUCAUCGUAAUCUGUUUGAACAAAAAGUUGCUCGUUUAUUUGAAAGCAAAGAACAAGCAGAAACAAUGAAAUCUGGUGAAAAAUCAAAAUCAUUCAGCAAGACAAUUUUCUCAGCUGCUUCUUUACAUGUGUGCAAUGAAAUAGCUGCAGCUAUACGUCCAUUAUAUCCAGCUCGUGUAUGGGAUGAAUUAGGCAUUGUGUUCUUUAUCACAUUUUGGAGCUUACAGUCAAGUGAUUUAGUUGUCCCCGAAUCCGCCUAUCAACGACAAAUACAACAAUUAAAAGAGCAGAUUCAACAAAUUGAUACGCCGGCUAGUGGAUGGAAUUCAACAAAAAAGAAACGUGAGAUAGAACGUUUAGAAAAUUUAAUUGAACGUCUAACCAAUGAACAAGCUGAACGGGAAGAACAUGUAACACGUGUACGUGCUUGGCUUAUGACUGAACGUGAUAAUUGGUUUCAAACACGAUUAGCUACAAAAACUGAUACUAUUACACAAUUCUUACAAUUAUGUAUAUAUCCUAGAGUGUGUUUCACCGCAACUGAUGCUAUCUAUGCGGCACAAUUUAUGCAUGUUUUGCACCAAUUAAAGACUGCACGAUUCUCUACGCUGAUUUGUUUGGAUCGAAUUUUUAAUGAUAUAACGUUGCCAACCAGUAUGUGUACAGAAAAUGAAGCGCAUCGUUACGGUCGAUUUUUAUGUGCAGUCUUAGAACUUGUGAUGCGUUGGCAUGCCAGUGAAGAAGUGUUCAAUCAAGAAUGUGGUCAAUAUCCUGGUUUUGUUACUGUCUUCAGAAAGACAUAUCAAGGUUUAGAUGCGAAUACUAAACCAGACCAAUUGCAGUAUGAGAAUUAUCGUCAUGUUGUACAUAAAUGGCAUUAUCGUAUUACAAAAGCAAUUGUUGCUUGUCUAGAAUCUGGUAAUUAUGUUCAAAUUCGCAACGCAUUAAUUGUAUUAACACGAAUUCUACCUCAAUAUCCGAAAAUCACACAGUUCGGAAGUGCUGUUGAACGACGUGUAAAUAAACUAAAAGAUGAAGAGAAAGAUCGACGUCCUGAUUUAAAGGCUUUAGCAUUCAGUUAUGCUGGCCUAAUGCGUCCACGUAAAGUUAAAUGGGUUAGUGAGGAAGAAUUUCAUUUGAAAGAAACUAAACCAAUUCGCUCAGAGACGAAUACAAAUUAUUCAAGUAAUCAUCAAAGCAUCAACAGUGGUGUUAACACUAAUCGUACUGUAUCAAAUCCUGACAAUAGUUCCGGAACUACUGUCAACUCAACUAGUUACGGUCAUAAUCCACGUGGACAUUCCGGUUCAAAUCAAUUGACCAGUUUUUCGAAUGCGCCUUCAAAUAUAAACAACACUAGUUGUGGUAUCACCAAUACUAAUACCAGUAGUAGUGGUAGUGGAGGCAACAACACAAUUUUUGUUACUAGCAUCAGUAAUUCGUCUAAUAGUUCUGCGACACUUGAACCUCCACAUAUUUCAGUAUCUGUUCGACGUACUUCAACACAACCACCACCAUCAAAUCAAACUAGUAAAAUCCCAUCCAACUCAACUGUUGCUCCAAGCGGUAGUGUUCUGGAAACACGGUCACGACCUCAAACAGUGAAUGCGUCUAUAACAGCCGUAGAGUCUUCGAAAUGCAAUCCUUCUGGUCAACUCUCCGGGUCUGUGUCACUGUCCUCGGUAACAGCUGUGAGCAAUUCUAGUAGUUCGAAUAAUUUGAGCAAUAAUUCACCUUCCAUUCCAACAACUACCCAAAGUAAAUUACGAUCUAGUCAACGUUUUGAGUCAUCUCUACCACCUCCAGACGAUGAUGUUGCUUCUGUACCGGGACCACAAUCACAUUCAUCGAAACGACGCAGAAUGGAAGCGGCCAGCGCGAAUUUGACUAGUCCUAAUGGGUGCAUUUUAAGUGUGACAACAUCCAAGGUGAGCAAUUGA
Molecule: messenger RNA, 2550 nt
Organism: Schistosoma curassoni
Lineage: Eukaryota; Metazoa; Platyhelminthes; Trematoda; Strigeidida; Schistosomatidae
Source: the annotation of a GenBank genome assembly